Molecule: messenger RNA, 1885 nt
Organism: Arabidopsis thaliana (thale cress)
Lineage: Eukaryota; Viridiplantae; Streptophyta; Magnoliopsida; Brassicales; Brassicaceae
Gene: WRKY61
Product: WRKY DNA-binding protein 61
Exons: 4
Coding region: 111-1697 (528 amino acids)
Biological process (GO): regulation of DNA-templated transcription
Cellular component (GO): nucleus
Molecular function (GO): sequence-specific DNA binding; DNA-binding transcription factor activity
Source: RefSeq, marked reviewed
GAAUUGUUUAAUUGGCAUAGUCAAAGGAUGUAUAGGUUGCAUAUAUAGAAAUCAACAGUUCCCAAGAGAAAACAUGAGAGCUAAUAAAAAAUUUAUCAAAGAAGACUAAUAUGGAGAAGGACGAUUUCUUGAGGAGUGGUCAUGGAAGAGAAGAAAGCCAUGAUGAGAUGAGAAAACUUGAUUCAUCUCACGAUGAUUCUCAUCAAGAACACGACCAUAUUAUAAGAUCCAAGUUGGACUCAACUAAAGUCGAAAUGGAUGAGGCUAAAGAGGAAAAUCGAAGACUAAAGUCAUCAUUGAGUAAAAUCAAGAAAGAUUUUGACAUCCUUCAAACACAAUACAACCAAUUAAUGGCCAAACAUAACGAACCAACCAAGUUCCAAUCAAAAGGGCAUCAUCAAGACAAAGGCGAAGAUGAAGACAGAGAAAAAGUUAACGAACGUGAAGAACUUGUCUCGUUGAGCCUAGGCAGACGGUUAAAUUCAGAGGUUCCAAGUGGUUCGAAUAAAGAAGAAAAAAAUAAAGAUGUUGAAGAAGCGGAAGGUGACAGAAAUUAUGAUGAUAAUGAAAAAAGCAGUAUUCAAGGGUUGAGUAUGGGGAUUGAAUACAAGGCUUUGAGUAAUCCUAAUGAGAAGUUAGAGAUUGAUCAUAAUCAAGAAACCAUGUCGUUGGAGAUUAGUAACAAUAAUAAGAUCAGAUCACAAAAUAGUUUUGGGUUUAAGAAUGAUGGAGAUGAUCAUGAAGAUGAAGAUGAGAUUUUGCCUCAAAACCUUGUUAAGAAAACUAGGGUUUCGGUGAGAUCAAGAUGUGAGACACCAACGAUGAACGACGGAUGUCAAUGGAGGAAAUAUGGCCAGAAAAUAGCUAAAGGCAAUCCAUGUCCCCGAGCUUACUAUCGUUGCACCAUUGCAGCUUCUUGUCCAGUAAGAAAACAGGUGCAAAGAUGUUCAGAAGAUAUGUCUAUACUUAUCUCAACGUACGAAGGAACACAUAACCAUCCACUUCCCAUGUCAGCAACUGCCAUGGCCUCUGCCACUUCCGCUGCCGCCUCCAUGCUUCUCUCCGGCGCCUCCUCCUCCUCAUCCGCCGCAGCUGAUCUUCAUGGCCUUAACUUCUCUCUUUCCGGCAACAACAUCACUCCAAAACCUAAAACUCAUUUCCUCCAAUCCCCUUCUUCUUCUGGCCAUCCGACCGUCACUCUCGACCUCACAACCUCCUCCUCGUCGCAGCAACCGUUCUUAUCAAUGCUCAAUAGAUUCAGCUCUCCUCCAAGUAAUGUCUCACGAUCUAAUAGUUAUCCUUCAACCAAUCUCAACUUUUCAAACAACACCAACACAUUGAUGAAUUGGGGUGGUGGUGGUAAUCCCAGUGAUCAAUACCGUGCAGCUUACGGCAACAUUAACACCCAUCAGCAAUCACCUUACCACAAAAUCAUUCAAACCCGAACCGCCGGGUCAUCUUUCGAUCCGUUUGGAAGAUCAUCUUCAUCACAUUCUCCACAAAUAAAUCUUGAUCAUAUCGGAAUCAAGAACAUCAUCAGUCACCAAGUGCCAUCUUUACCGGCUGAAACAAUCAAGGCAAUCACGACAGAUCCAAGUUUCCAAUCGGCUUUGGCGACAGCUCUAUCUUCCAUCAUGGGCGGCGAUUUAAAGAUUGAUCACAAUGUGACUAGAAAUGAAGCUGAGAAGAGCCCUUAAAGAGAAUUGUUAUAUAUAUGUUCUUAUAUACUCAGUACAUUGGUAAAUGGGUUUAGACUUUCACUAGUUUCCUAGUUCAUCUAUAUAUUGGUUGUUUAAUCACAAGUUUAUUUUGUUGUUGGAGUUUAUGGAACUAAUGUGUACAUAUGAAACUUUAGAACGAAUAAAUAAAACUUGGAAUUCCUUUU